GAAUUUUUUUUCAUUACAAAAUAUUCCAUUAUUAUUAGACGGUCGGAUUAUCUCUCCCAUCUCUCUGUUCCUGUCCUGUCUGAAUCCCGGAAUUGUCCGAAAAUUGACACUCUCCGGUGUAAUCUUCUAAGAAAGGAAGCGAAUUUUUGGAAUCGAGAGAUUUGGCGUUGAUGGCGGCGAGCGCGAAUCCGCCGGGGAACAAUCAGGAAGGUUCGUCGGCGGCGCAGAAGGUGUCUCCGGCGGCGAAUGGAGCUGCUGUAAAUUCGGUGGAUAAUGGUGGCAAUACGACGGUGGAUAAUUCAGAGACGAUAAGCGCGUUGAGGCAUAAUCCAGGGAUCUCUGUUGAUUGGACUCAUGAGGAGCAAUCUUUAUUGGAAGAUUUGCUCGCAAAGUACGCGUCAGAGCCUACUAUUGUUCGUUAUGCCAAGAUUGCAAUGAAAAUGAAGGAUAAAACUGUUAGAGAUGUUGCUUUGCGUUGUAGAUGGAUGACUAAAAAAGAAAAUGGAAAGCGUAGGAAAGAAGAUCAUUCCUCAAGGAAGAGCAAAGAUAAGAAAGAAAAGACAACAGAUUCUUCAGCCAAGUCCUCAUCUCAUAUGAAUGUGCAUCCGAAUGGUCCUUCAUAUGCUCCUCCUAUGAUGCCUCUAGAUACUGAUGAUGGCAUUUCAUAUAAAGCUAUUGGUGGUGUGAGUGGAGAUCUUCUCGAACAAAAUGCUCAGAUGUUCAACCAAGUUUCCACAAACUUCUCAGCUUUCCAGAUUCAUGAGAACGUCAAUAUCUUGUGCAAAGCUAGGGACAACAUCCUCUCAAUCUUGAACGACUUGAAUGACAUGCCAGAGGUUAUGAAGCAGAUGCCACCUCUUCCUGUGAAGGUGAACGAAGAGCUGGCUAAUUCAAUCCUCCCUCGCCCGCCGCAUCAAAAGAAGUCAUGAUGAAUCUUAAAGAGCCAUCUGUGGUUUGGUUCUGACCAAAAAAGUACUCUCUCCACACACCAGGAUCAGUGAAGAAAGGAAUAAAUCGUGGGAUGUAGAGAGAGUUCCAAUGGUAAUGGAUGAUGAUAGGAUGCAGGUUUUCUACUUUACUCAUAGAGUUACUACUAGUCUCUGUUGCAGUUUCAGUCGUCUAUGGAUUUUUUUUUUUAGCAUAUGGUUACAUGUGAGUAGGGGGAUUUGUAUUGUCGCUUAGGAUGUGAAUAGAUUUCAAAUGUUAAGGUAAAAGUUUGUGUGUAAAAUUGGUUUCAAGCUGAAUUUGAGAUUACAAGAGCUAUGCUACAGAUGAUGGUGAGAUGUUAGUUUAGAAGGAAACGAAUGUACUCAUUAUUUCUUGUAAUAAUAAAGCUGAAUGUUCCGUAACA
Brassica napus (rape) is the source of this 1351-nucleotide messenger RNA. RefSeq lists its product as uncharacterized. Bases 171 to 929 code for a protein of 252 amino acids. The record is from RefSeq and is a predicted model, not a curated record. The transcript has 7 exons. NCBI's taxonomy places the organism in Eukaryota, Viridiplantae, Streptophyta, Magnoliopsida, Brassicales, Brassicaceae.